AGGGAUCCCACCCCUUCUCUGUGUUUUCACUCUGAAGCUCUACACAACUUUACACCUGACUGAAUGCCAAACCUCUGUGAAUAUAUAAAGGGAACCUUGAGGAGGAAUUUCAGUUACAGUGCUGAAGCAGAAGGGAAGGAAUUAACCAGCUCUUCAGCCAAGCAAAUCCUCUACUCAGCAUGCUUCCUCCUGCCAUUCAUUUCUAUCUCAUUCCCCUUGCAUGCAUCCUAAUGAAAAGCUGUUUGGCUUUUAAAAAUGAUGCCACAGAAAUUCUUUAUUCACAUGUGGUUAAACCUGUUCCAGCAAACCCCAGCAGCAACAGCACGUUGAAUCAAGCCAGAAAUGGAGGCAGGCAUUUCAGUAACACUGGACUGGAUCGGAACACUCGGGUUCAAGUGGGUUGCCGGGAACUUCGUUCUACUAAGUACAUCUCGGAUGGCCAGUGCACCAGCAUUAGCCCUCUGAAGGAGCUGGUGUGUGCUGGUGAGUGCUUGCCCCUGUCUGUGCUCCCCAACUGGAUCGGAGGAGGCUAUGGAACGAAGUACUGGAGCAGGAGGAGCUCCCAGGAGUGGAGGUGUGUCAAUGACAAAACGCGCACCCAGAGGAUCCAGCUGCAGUGCCAAGAUGGCAGCACGCGCACCUACAAAAUCACGGUGGUCACCGCCUGCAAGUGCAAGAGGUACACCCGGCAGCACAAUGAGUCCAGUCACAACUUUAAGAGUGUGCCGCCUGCCAAGCCAGCCCAGCAUCACAGAGAGCGGAAAAGAGCCAGCAAAUCCAGCAAGCAGAGCAUGAGUUAGAACUCAGACUGUCAAAACUGGACUGACUAGUAACCAUCUGCUUUACAGAUCUGAUUGCCUGGACGACUCAAGCCUGCCAUUGCUAUUUUCUCACUUGAAAAUAUAUGCUUUCUGCUUUGAUCAAACCCAGCAAGCUGCCCUAAGUAACAGGACCUUCUUUGGAAAUAGUUUUUGCUUUUCAAGUUUUGCAAGAUGUAGCUAUAUCCAUGCAUGCAGUUUGCAUUGAAAUUCCACGCAUCCUGUUGUUUUAACCCCCAGUGGUUUUUAAAAGACUGGUGAUACUAUAUAUAUCAUUGAAUCAUUACACUUUAAAACAGAAAAGAGCCUGUCAAUUACCCUGCAUCUCCCAAAUCCCCAGCAUAAGCACACAGACGAAAACCCCUUCAAAACUGAAAUGUUAAAAAAAAAAAUGUUGUCAUGAAUCUUCACAGUAACAUUUCAGAAAGGUGCUUUUUUUGGGUAAUUUUCAUAAGAACAGUUUAGCAGUCACAAGUGCCCUCCCUUUGAAAGAAAAUUAAAGACUUUGUGACAUUUCACUUCAAAAACAAGCCCCGUAGCUUUUUACAGUUUCAUAGUAUGAAAUUAUGCCUGCAUGCUGACCCUCACUUGUAAUGGAAUGCUAGAAAUGCAUGGCAGCAGCUAAUAAGUAAAGCUGAUUAUUUAUUUGUCAAUGUUAUUAUUUAAUGAAAUUUCACAUGUGAUUUUUUUCAAAAUGUUAAUUUUUAUGUUUUGAAGCUUUUUCAUGUACCUAAAUAUUUUCCUAUAUGAUUUGUGAUUGAUCUAGAAAUAUGAGAAUACAUUUUGUAGAUAUGUAAAAUAAAUAUUUCAGUCUCCUUAUUACACGUUUCAUCAUGAACUUUAUCAGUAAUAUGGAUCUUUUUAAUCAAUAUGAUGCUUCAUAAAGCUGAAAUAUGUAAUGCUUUCUUGUCUAAUCUGUGCAAUCAGAAGGUGACUUAACCUUCAAUUCCAUCAAUUUCUUAAAAAAAUAAUAAACACUGCUGAAAGUUAUUUUCCUUGCCUCUAGCAUGCAUAAAAAGGUGCGUGUAGUUUGCAAAAUUGCAGAAUAAACUUACAAG
This is a messenger RNA of Trichechus manatus latirostris (Florida manatee), 1876 nucleotides long. It is a transcript of the gene SOSTDC1, whose product is annotated as sclerostin domain containing 1. The transcript has 2 exons. Gene Ontology annotation, molecular function: BMP binding. The coding region runs from base 180 to 800 and encodes 206 amino acids. The record is from RefSeq and is a predicted model, not a curated record. Gene Ontology annotation, biological process: negative regulation of BMP signaling pathway; negative regulation of Wnt signaling pathway. NCBI's taxonomy places the organism in Eukaryota, Metazoa, Chordata, Mammalia, Sirenia, Trichechidae.